Saccostrea cuccullata (small rock oyster) is the source of this 1693-nucleotide messenger RNA. RefSeq names its product mucin-2-like. Lineage: Eukaryota; Metazoa; Mollusca; Bivalvia; Ostreida; Ostreidae. The transcript is spliced from 4 exons. Bases 1 to 1488 code for a protein of 495 amino acids. The record is from RefSeq and is a predicted model, not a curated record.
AUGCAAAUAACUUUACUUCCGUUUUGCACAGGGCACAACCCAAAUACACACCCAUACACAACCCAAAUACACACCCAUACACAACCCAAAUACACACCCAUACACAACCCAAAUACACACCCACACACAACCCAAAUACAUGUACACACCCAUACACAACCCAAAUUCACACCCAUACAAAACCCAAAUACACAUCCGUACACAACCCAAAACACACCCAUACACAACCCAAAACACACCAACACAACCCAAAUACACACCCACACACAACCCAAAUACAUGUACACACCCAUACACAACCCAAAUACACACCCAUACAAACCCAAAUACACACCCAUACACAACCCAAAUACACACCCAUACACAACCCAAAUACACACCUAUACACAACCCAAAUGCACACCCAUACACAACCCAAAUACACAUCCAUACACAACCCAAAACACACCCUCACACAACCCAAAUACACACCCACACAACCCAAAUACACACCCAUACACAAUCAAAAUACACACCAAUACAAAACCCAAAUACACACCCAUACACAACUCAAAUACACAACCACACACAACCCAAAUACACAUUCAUACACAACCCAAAUACACACCCAUACACAAACCAAACAUCCAUACACAACCCAAAUACACAUCCACACACAACCCAAAUACUAUUAGUUACACAGAAUUCCCUGCCAAUUACGAUUAUUCCACAACUGUUAAAAACACCCUUCCGUCAACUAUCAGCGCCACCUACCUUAGGUUAUAUCCCACACAGUGUAACAACUUCUGUAGUCUGCGGUUUGAUGUUAUCGGAUGUGAUGAAGUGACGACAACAACACUGCAGACGACAACAACAGUUUUAACUUCACAAAUACCCGAAGAAACAACAUCCCUAUCAACUGUAACAAUACCCGUAACAGAAGGACUCAUAACAAAAGAGCUUGAUACCGAUACUACCACCACAACCACCGCUAAGGAUCAAACCACACAUGUAGUAUCGACAGAACAGGGCAACACACGUGUAGUAUCGUCAGAACAGAGCAACACACGUGUUGUAUCGAAAGAACAGAGCAACACACGUGUAGUAUCGACAGAACAGAGCAACACACAUGUAUCAUCAGAGCAGAGCAACAUACUAGUAGUAUCGACAGAACAGAGCAACAUACAUGAAGUUUCGUCAGGUUCUCUUUGUCUAUGUACCUGCACAGAGGAAGACAAUUCAACAUUAACUAAACCGGAACUGGAAGUGAGAAUAUCAGACAUUAUAGAGAAUCUGGAGGUUCCUAAAAAUACAACAUCCAGCUUUAUAAGGAAGAAGAUAUCUGUCUAUGACAGACGCCCGGAUGCGGUGUACGUAGGGUCUUUAGGGAUAGCAGUAAUAUGUUUCAUUGCUAUUUUAAUUGUUGUUCCGGAUAUUGUGUCUGUUUUUUGUUAUAUUACGACUCGAAACGAAAAGGAGUUGUCAAGAUCUUUCCUAAAUAACGAAUAACUAAAGAAAGGAAAAAAAUUGUAAAUCUUUUUGUUGUAGAUUUAAGAAAUCUAUUUAUUAAUAAUAACCUAUUAUGACUAAUUUACCCUUAAAAUGAUAUGGAUAGUUUUCGUGCGAUUCGUUUUAACUUCGAGUUAUUUCCCUUAGCCGCCAUCUUGAAGGUUUAACUAGUAAAUUUUUAUGAUUGAGCAACCAAUUUUAAAUA